Messenger RNA from Dicentrarchus labrax (European seabass), 4647 nucleotides. RefSeq names its product zinc finger protein 135. NCBI's taxonomy places the organism in Eukaryota, Metazoa, Chordata, Actinopteri, Moronidae. The record is from RefSeq and is a predicted model, not a curated record. Bases 493 to 3546 code for a protein of 1017 amino acids. The transcript has 3 exons.
GAGGCUAAUGUCGCAACCUAGCUAACCAAUGUUUACGUUACGUAUCACGACCGUUGUCAGACAAUACAACCAGACUGAAUUAUCAGAGUCUGUAUUUGUGCAUAAAUUCCUUCAAAUGGAGGUUUUAUGUGUAAACUUCACGGAUGUUUCACCGCAGAGUCACUUCCUGUUAGCAACGAAUGCUACAGGAAGUUAGCUUGCUACAGGAAGUAGCCGGAGCUCGGCCGCACAGCGCUAGUCGGUGUAGCUUCAAUAGAGACCAAACUGUUUCUCUAACGGAGUAAACAAUGUCCACAUGAAGCUGUCUGAAGAGACUCUGUGCUGCUCACUUUAUUUAGAAAACGUUUAAUAUGUGAGUUAUCUCCUGGAAGCUAAUGUUAGCCGCGGAGCUAAUGGAGUUAGCUUAGCGUGCUAACUGGAAAUAGAAGGAACGUGAUUUAAUGUUUGAACAGAGUUUGUACCGGAGGAUAAAGUUCCUGUGAAUGAGAGAAAAUGUCUCACCAACUACUGGACGCUGCUUUAAGUAACCCUGCAGACUUCCAGCUGCUGUCGGUGAGUAAAGAAGAGGAUCCUCCUGAGCAGCAGGAGUGGAGCCCCAGUCUGAACCAAGAGGAUCCACCAGAGCUGCCACACAUUAAAGAGGAGGAGGAGGAACUCUGGACCGGUCAGGAGGAAGAGCAGCCUGGAGGGCUGGAGGAGGCUGAUAUCAUCAAGUUCACAUUCUCUCCAGUCUCUGUGAAGAGUGAAGAAGAGGAGGAAGAGAAACCUCAGCCCUCACAGCUUCAUCAAACUGAAGAGAACAGAGACGCAGAAGCUGAUGGAGAGGACUGUGGAGGACCAGAACCAGACUUCCAGCUGCUGUCGGUGAGUAAAGAAGAGGAUCCUCCUGAGCAGCAGGAGUGGAGCCCCAGUCUGGACCAGGAGGACCCACCAGAGCUGCCACACAUUAAAGAGGAACAGGAGGAACUCUGGACCGGUCAGGAGGAAGAGCAGCCUCAGGGGUUGCAGCACGCUGAUACCAUCAAGUUUCCAUUCUCUGCUGUCCGUGUGAAGAGUGAAUAUGAGGAAGAGAAACCUCAGCCCUCACAGCUUCAUCAGAGACAAACUGAACAAAUGAAAACAGAAACCAGGGACUCAGAUCCACAAAGACAAUUACAACCAGAUACUGAUGACAAGGCUUCAGACUUUUUGGAACCUGAGACUGAUGACAGUGGCGACUUGAGGAAGAGCAGUGAACCUCAGUCAAGUUUAAACCUUCUGAAAAGUAACAGUGAAUGUAAUACUGGUGAGAAAUCAAUCAGCUGCUCCGAGUGUGGUAAACAAUUCAGCCAAAGCUCAAACCUGAAGACCCACAUGAGAAUUCACACAGGAGAGAAACCAUUCAGUUGCUCUGUCUGUGGUAAAGGAUUCGCACAAAAGACAACUUUGACCUCACACUUGAGAGUUCAUACAGGAGAGAAACCUUUUACAUGCUCAGUUUGUAAAGUCAGUUUCAGUCUCAGAUACAAUUUACACCAACACAUGAGAAUGCACACUGGGGAGAAACCCUUUGGCUGUUCUGUCUGUGGUAGAAGAUUCACACAAAGCUCAACUUUGACCUCACACUUGAGAGUUCAUACAGGAGAAAAACCAUUCAAAUGCUCAGUUUGUAAAAUAAGUUUCCGUGACAGAGGCACUUUGUUCAGGCACAGGAGUAUCCAUACCGGCGAGAAAUCAUUCAGUUGUUCAGUUUGUGGUAAAGGAUUUAUACAAAAGGGGCACAUGACUCACCACAUGGCUCUCCACACAGGGGAGAGACUGAGUUGUUCAGUUUGCAAUAAAAGAUUUAUACAAAAGGGCCAUCUGACCCACCACAUGGCACUCCACACAGGGGAGCGACUAAGUUGUUCAUUCUGUAGUAAAAGUUUUAUUCAAAAGGUAAAUCUGACACGCCACAUGGCUCUCCACACAGGGGAGAGACUCGGUUGCUCAGUCUGCAGUAAAAGCUUUAAAUAUAAAGUAAACCUGACACGUCACACAGCAAUCCGCAGCUGCAGUGUUUGUGGAAAAACAUUCACUUGUCCUUCCCAGCGCAAAAAGCACCAGUGUGUUGGUCGUCAGUCCUCACAGCCUCAUCAAAGCCAAACUGAAGAGAACAGAGAUGCAGAGUAUUUGAAAACAGAAGCCGAUGAAGAGCACUGUGGAGGACCAGAACCAGCCAGGAACUUUAAACCAGAUAGUGAUUUUAAACCGGAUGCUUGUGACAAGAUGUCACACUUCUCUGAAGAUGAGACAAAAGCCAGUGACGAUUGGAGGAAGAGCAGUGAUCUUCAGGCAGAUAAUAGUGGAUGUAAUACUGGUGAGAAAUCCUUUAGCUGCUCUGACUGUGGUAAACAGUUCAACCAUAACUCAAAUCUGAAGAGACACAUUAGAAUCCACACAGGGGAGAAACCCUUCAGUUGUUCCGUCUGUGGUAAAGGAUUCGCUCAAAGCUCAACUUUGACUUCACACUUAAGAGUUCAUACAGGAGAAAAACCUUUCACAUGCUCAGUUUGUCAAACUAGCUUUAAUGACAGGGGCACUCUGUACCAACACAUGAGACUGCAUACUGGGGAGAAACCCUUCAGUUGCUCAGCUUGUGGUAAAAGAUUUGCACAAAAAGGAAAUCUGACACACCACAUGGCAGUCCACACGGGGGAGAAACGAUACGGCUGCAUCUUUUGUGACUUAGGAUUCACUGGACUUUAUGAGCUCAAAAACCAUCAGUGUGUUGGUCGUCAGUCCUCACAGCUUCAUCAAAGCCAAAGUGAAGAGAACAGAGACGCAGAACAUUUGAAAACAGAAGCUGAUGGAGAGGACUGUGGAGGACAAGAACCAGUCAGGAACUUUAAUCCAGAUAGUGAUUUACAGUCAGAUACUGAUGACAAGAUGUCAGACUCUGAAAGUGAGACUGAUAACAGUUGUGACUGGGAGGAGACCAGGGAACCUCAGUCAGGUUCAAAACCUCUGCAAAACAAUGAAGUGACUGAUGAAGGAUUUAAUACUGGAAUAACAUCAGGUAGCUCCUCUGAAUGUGAUGCAAGCGUUGACCACAGGGGACAUCUGCAGGAACACAAUGGAAUCCAAACAAGAGAGAAACCAUUUAGUUGCUCAGUUUGUGGUAAAAUAUACUCUCAGAAGAAAUCCUUAACGAAUCACAUGAGACUUCAUUCAGAGGGAAAACACUUCAGCUGCUCAGUUUGUAAAAAAACUUUUCCUUGGAAAGGAGAGUUCUUGAGGCACAUGAGAAUCCACACAGGGGAGAAACCCUUUAGUUGCUCUUUCUGCGGCAGAGGAUUCGCACGAAGCUCAGCUUUGACCACACACUUGAGACUUCACACGGGAGAAAAACCUUUCACGUGCUCACUUUGUAACGCAAGUUUUGCUGACAGUAGCACUUUGUCCAAACACAUGAGAAUGCACAGCGGGGAGAACCGGUUCAGUUGCUCUGUUUGUGGUAAAGGAUUCACUCAGCUUGGUCUCAUUAAAAAACACAGGUGUGUUGGUGAGAGCAGUGGAGGUAACUGAAGGAUUGAUGGGGUAGAUUUCAACACUAAUCAGUGAGACUGUGCCUUACGGUAUGACUUAUAUUCGUCUAUGUAAAAUGGAUUACAAUUCAACUUGUACUUUAUGUAUGCUGAGAGAGUUUUUGGUUUCUAUAAUCAUUCUUAACCUUAGUAUCUUCAUCGUUGUGCCCUUCAAGACAAGUGUCUCUCGGCAUAGAAUACAUGACACCCUCAGAUCAGAUCGCACUGGCAGGAAGAGACACCAUAGAGAAACUGGUCAAUUUUCAAAAUAAAAUACAGUGUGCAGACUCAAUCGUGUGGCACCAGGCCAGAAGUCAAUCAGUCAGAGGAGACAUGAAGCAGAGAAACGUGCUGUUUUGCUUCCUUUUAAGGACAAAAUAUACAAGUAAACGACGCCGGGCUAACAUGUCAUUGGUUCAAACCUGUGUCUGCAGCUUUAUUUUGUGGGUUGAUAAGUUUAGAAGUCAGUGUGUCUUCAUUUCACUCAGGAGGGUUUCAUCUCCAUCACAGUCUGCCCGAGUCUUCAGUCGUUUUUUAGAAAUAAGUAAAUUAUUAUAACUUAUUUAUACUUUUGUUUGUAAAACAAUGUUUUAAUUUUAUCAAAAAUCUUCCAGUGAAGAACAUUUAAGAAAAUGUUCAAUGAUAGGCACACAUGAGUAAAUACAAUGUUGGGAGAUUCAUUUUCAGUUGAUUUAUGACAUUAAGACAUUGUGAAAUCUUUGAAAACCAUGAAGAAAAAUGUGUUCUCUUUUAAUAUGUGAGUUUUUUCAGAAAAUGUAAUUGUUAUGGAACAGUUCAAAUAAUUUGUAGAUUGUCUGUAGCAAUAAUUGUAAAUGAUUCAACUGUAUUUGAAUAUUCCUGCAUAAACAGGGGUCUAGUUGUAUAAAAUGGGAAUAACAUAACACAACAUUCUUCCUACCGCUGCUGUAUAAGGCAGUGGCCCACUUGUGCCACCACAGUCAAAAAAGUCAGAUACACCCCUGGCAAGGACUGAACCAGUAAAACUUCUCAUCAGGAACAUCUCACUCUGUUCACAAAUCCACUUCUGAGAAUAUAUGAGUCACAUUUUUACAAGAAUAAAAGAUCUUAAUUACAAAAGUUA